AUGCAGACAUAUUCACUGACGGACACAAAGUGUUACCAGACCCAGCAAUAUCACACUGCCCCACUAGAGAGUGUGGCUCUGAGACAAAAGAGCAUUUGUGUGUGUGUGUUUGUUGUGGGACGCAGGUGCUAUGGCCUGGGCUGGGGUGUGGUUGUGUGUGUUCGUCCGAUCCUUGGGGUGCCCCUCCAGCACCGUGGCUGGCUGCGUCUAUGGGAGGAGGGCGAGGGCUGUGGGGAGUGUGAGAGGGAGCACUGCCCUCUGGCGCACUCUAAUUGCCCAGCAGGGCGAGUGCAGGACAGCUGCUGUUGCUGUGAGCAUUGUGGCAACGUGGAGGGGCAGCAGUGUGACCCGGAUGGGGCGCAGGAGUUCUAUGGGCGCUGUGGAGAGGGGUUGGUCUGCCAGAGGAGAACCAGGAGAGGACAGAGGGGGAGGGGCUUUGGGAGGGGAGAACCAGAACCUAAGUGUGUGUGUGAGGCACAUGGCUCCGUGUGUGGCUCUGGUGGAUGUACCUACCCCAACCUGUGUCAGCUGAGAGGGGCAGCCAGCCAGAAAGGGACCACUCUGAGGCUCACUGGACAGGGACCAUGCUACUCUGAGCCCCCAGAGACCUGUCCAACUACACUGGGAACAACAUCGUGUUUGGCCUCUGCCUUUCCUCUGCCCAACCUGAGCGGGAGGAAGAAGGGCAGUGACAACUUCCUGCCAGGGGACGAUCCACACAUCUCUGUUCAGUGUCUGGUCCUAUAUAUACUGUACCCAGACUCCACCCUCCCUCUCCUCCUCCCAGGCGGUCCCCAGAGGUACACAGUCUCUACCUGGCUGCAGAUACAGAAUCUCCACCUCUCAGACGCAGGGAUCUACUCCUGCAUCUCCCACAAUGCCCUGGGGGAGACAUCUGUGUCCGCCCAUCUUACAGUGCUCAGACAGGAGUUGAGGGUUCUGAAAGGCCGUCUGGAUGUAGAGGAGGAUGAGGAGUAUUACUAUAACGAUACUGAGGAAGGCAGCGAUGACAGGCAGCCAGAGUCUGGAGACUAA
Molecule: messenger RNA, 1035 nt
Organism: Coregonus clupeaformis (lake whitefish)
Lineage: Eukaryota; Metazoa; Chordata; Actinopteri; Salmoniformes; Salmonidae
Product: kazal-type serine protease inhibitor domain-containing protein 1-like
Exons: 5
Coding region: 1-1035 (344 amino acids)
Biological process (GO): regulation of signal transduction; regulation of cell growth
Cellular component (GO): extracellular region
Molecular function (GO): insulin-like growth factor binding
Source: RefSeq, a predicted model, not a curated record